Messenger RNA from Arachis stenosperma, 1458 nucleotides. RefSeq names its product probable receptor-like protein kinase At2g39360. Gene Ontology annotation, cellular component: plasmodesma; plasma membrane. The transcript is spliced from 3 exons. Lineage: Eukaryota; Viridiplantae; Streptophyta; Magnoliopsida; Fabales; Fabaceae. Gene Ontology annotation, molecular function: transmembrane receptor protein tyrosine kinase activity; ATP binding. Gene Ontology annotation, biological process: protein autophosphorylation. The record is from RefSeq and is a predicted model, not a curated record. Bases 158 to 1081 code for a protein of 307 amino acids.
ACUGCAUUCUUGGACUGCAACAAUCAAGGCUGGAGCUAUAUGAAGCUUCAUUUCUUCCAUCUCAGAACUCAAUGAAACUAAUGCUUUUGUCUCCAAGUUGAUCUUCAGCCUUCAGGUCUUCGUACUUAUCCAUCUCUAGGUGUCUCAAAUUGUCAUAAUGGUUCUUAAAUGUUUAUGCUUUGGUGAUUGGAAGAAGGGGAAUGCAAGUUGUUCAUCUAAGAAACAAUAUCCAACAGUAAUAGAAGAGCUAUGCCAUCCCUUUUCCUUUCAUGAUCUUAGAAAGUCAACCAACAACUUUGACCAGAAACUAAUAAUUGGGGAAAGAGCCCUUAAUAAGGUUUAUAAAGGUUAUCUCAACCAUAAUAAUAAUAAUAAUGGUGCUGCUGCAACUGAUUAUACGGUGGCAUUGAAGGUGAUGACUGUUCCCCUUGAAUUCAAGAAGGAAGUCGAGAUGCUAUGUCAGCUUCAUCACCCAAAUAUAAUAUCUCUUAUAGGCUUCUGCCACCAUGGAAAGGAAAAGAUUGCUGUGUACGAGUACACAGACAAUGGAACACUCCAUGAUUACUUGAAUAACAAGGACAAAGAACCACUGUCAUGGGAGAAAAGACUAGACAUCUGCAUCGGAGUAGCACGUGCUCUACACUACCUUCACUCUGGAGUUAAGCGUGCAGUCUUUCAUCGUGACAUAAAUCCAAUUAAUAUUCUUUUGGAUAGGAAUAUGAUGCCCAAACUUGCCAAUUUUGUGAUAUCAUUGCAGGGAGGGCUCUCUACAUUGAAGCCAAAGCAAAUUAAAGUAGAUAAGAUUGUAGGUACAUCUGCAUUGAUGGCUCCGGAGUAUGCUAUACACGGUAUUGUUACUGAUAAAUGUGAUGUUUACUCCUUUGGUUUGGUUCUACUACACAUGGUAGGCCAUAAUGUGUUAAACUACUUAAUUCAAUACGAAGAGCACACUCUUGAGGAGACAAUGGAUCCAAUUCUGAAAGGAAAGAUUGCGCCAGAAUGUUGGCAAGUAUUCACUAGUGUCAUACAAAGUUGCUUGGAGUAUGAAGCAGAUGAGCGACCAACAAUGGGGGAAGUAUAGGUAUUGCUUGAGCAUGCUCUCUCGUUGCAGCAACAAGCUGAUAUUAUAAGGAAUGCUGCUUGCUAUACCUUAUCAUCCACUACCCCUUGUUAUUGUCAGACAGCGAUAUAAUAAUCAUGAAUCACUACCCAGAUAGUACUGGAUCUUUUUUUACUCCAAUCAUUAGUCUUCAACAGCUACACUCACCUAAUUAAUAGGUUUUAUGGCUGCUUUCUGUUCUUUAUUCUCGCUCUAAAAACACAGUACUUAUAGAUCUAACAUAGGUUUGCACUAAAUGAGACAUAUCCUGUUGCACUUGAUUUGUGGUGAUCUAUCGAUCACUAUGUAACAUAUCAAAUAGAUUAAGAAAAGAAAGAAUACGAGGAACUUAUUGCUAG